Pseudocercospora fijiensis CIRAD86 is the source of this 1544-nucleotide messenger RNA. RefSeq lists its product as uncharacterized. The transcript is spliced from 3 exons. Gene Ontology annotation, molecular function: pyruvate dehydrogenase (acetyl-transferring) activity. Lineage: Eukaryota; Fungi; Ascomycota; Dothideomycetes; Mycosphaerellales; Mycosphaerellaceae. The coding region runs from base 84 to 1211 and encodes 375 amino acids. Gene Ontology annotation, biological process: pyruvate decarboxylation to acetyl-CoA. The record is from RefSeq and is a predicted model, not a curated record.
CAACACUGACCUUGUUUCCUCCUGCCAUUGUCCAUCUUGGGAUUCGUCUUCAGCUAGCUACCCAUUGACAACUGGCAUUGAGAAUGGUUGCCGCACGACUUCUCCGCCCAGCGGCGCAGCUCCUCCGCUCCGGUCCUACAGCUGCUACAAUCCCGAGAUCGAGCUUUCAGAGAGUCGCUGCGCCAGCGGUAUCAAGAUGGAGAACAUAUGCGACUGGCUCCAAGGAGAUGACUGUGAGAGAAGCUCUCAAUGAGGCAAUGGUGGAGGAGAUGGAGAAGAACCCAAAGGUCUUCGUGCUGGGUGAGGAGGUUGCACAAUACAACGGCGCAUACAAAGUCACAAAGGGCCUCCUAGAUCGCUUCGGCGACAAGCGAGUUAUUGAUUCGCCAAUCACCGAGUCUGGAUUCUGUGGUCUUACUGUGGGUGCUGCGCUUGCCGGACUGGUGCCCAUCUGCGAAUUCAUGACUUUCAACUUCGCCAUGCAAGCCAUUGAUCAGAUCAUCAACUCCGCUGCGAAAACCCACUACAUGUCUGGUGGUAUCCAGCCAUGUAACAUUACUUUCCGAGGGCCCAACGGAUUCGCCGCAGGUGUUGCUGCCCAACAUUCGCAGGACUAUACUGCAUGGUAUGGAUCCAUUCCAGGUCUCAAGGUCGUUUCUCCUUACUCCGCCGAGGAUGCGAAGGGUCUAUUGAAGGCCGCCAUUCGGGAUCCUAACCCAGUUUGUGUGCUUGAGAACGAGCUGUUGUACGGUCUGCCAUUCCAGAUGAGCGAGGAGGCGCAGAGUGACGAGUUCGUGAUUCCUUUCGGCAAAGCGAAGAUCGAGCGCCCCGGCAAAGACCUUACCAUCGUCACCCUUUCGCGAUGCGUCGGUCAGUCCCUUGUGGCAGCCGAGCAAUUGAAGAGCAAGUACGGCGUCGAGGCUGAGGUCAUUAACCUCCGAAGUAUCAAGCCCAUGGAUGUGGAGGCAAUCAUCAAAUCAGUGAAGAAAACUGGACGCCUCAUGGCUGUUGAGUCUGGCUUCCCAAGCUUUGGUGUUGGAGCAGAGAUCAUGGCUUUGACGGCCGAAUACGCCUUUGACUACCUAGAGGCUCCUCCAGUCCGUGUCACUGGUGCUGAGGUUCCAACGCCAUACGCCGAGAAGCUGGAGAAGAUGAGCUUCCCAACCGAACAGCUUAUUGCAGACUACGCAGCCAAGCUUCUCCGAGUAUGAGGAUACUCAUGCAGAUGGCGUUGAGACGGCAUGAGGUUACAAUAGCACCAAGCCAUGAUGGCCGCCAGCCCGCGUGCUAGACACGUGGCAGCUGCAAAGAUAGAGAUUGGAGCGCCUUCAGUGUGGCUCCUGCAGCGAGCCUUCGACCCCAGCAGUGGCGAGACAGGGUACUGUAACUGUACUUUUUUACCACGGCUUCUCAUGUGUCCUGUGUUAGAGGGCAGAAUUGCGUUUUUGUGUGAUAGUGCAUCAAGCGUGGGUGCGGGAAUGGAUCGGAAUUCAAUUGCUAUAUUCAAAGCAUGAUAUGCAGCACAAAGCUGCAUUUCCAAGCUU